CAAUCUUCUUUUACCUUCGAUGCACGCAACAUGUGGCAACAACUAGUACUGAUAGUUCUAAGCUGCUUGGCCGCCACCAUCCAACACGGGACCGCAGAGCGCGUGCGGUACGACAACUAUAAGGUCUAUGAGCUGCAACCGCAGACGGCAGCUCAGUUAGAGACCAUCAAGGCGCUUGAUGGUUCUAGUGACUCGUUACGCUUUGUGGAUCCUGAAUAUAAUGUGGAUACUAAAAUUUAUGUCCUCAUUGCGCCACAUAGUGUCACCGAUUUCGUAGCUACAUUGAAGGAAAGCGAUAUUUCAUAUGAAUUGGUGGACGAGAAUGCACAGAACAGUUUAGAUACGGAAGAGCUUGUAGCGGAUGCCAAUCGACCAAGCGGUGAAUACACUUGGACGGAAUAUCAUGAGCUGAACGAUACAUAUGCUUGGUUGCGUUCACUACCUGAAAAAUAUCCUGAGCAAGUGAGUGUAUUUGUUGUCGGUCAGUCGUAUGAAGGGCGUGAAAUAUUAGGCGUAAAGAUCUCGUAUGCCAGCAAUGUCGAUGGUGCAACAAAACGUGGUAUUUUCAUUGAGGGCGGCUCACAUGGCCGUGAGUGGAUCAGCUGCGCUACCCCAACUUACAUCAUUAAUCAGUUGCUCACCAGCACUAAUGCGGAUGUGCGCAAGAUGGCGGAGAGUUUUGAUUGGUAUGUGGUGCCCCAUGCUAACCCUGAUGGCUUUGUGUAUACGCAUACUACCGAUCGUAUAUGGCGUAAAACACGUACGCCAUACGCCAACGAUUGCUUUGGCGCAGAUCCCAAUCGUAAUUUUGACUUCCAUUGGAAUGAAGCUGGUACAAGCAAUACUAGUUGUGGGGAAAUGUAUGCCGGACCAAGAGCCUUCUCAGAGGUUGAAACGCGCGCGCUCGCUGAAUACAUUAGCACAUUGAAGGGAAAAUUAAUUUUAUAUUUGACAUUCCAUUCAUAUUCUCAACAGUUACUCUACCCUUACGGGUAUACCAGUGAGCUGCCGCCCAACUACAACGACUUGAAGCGCGUUUUUGAUGUUGGAGUCGCAGCUCUUUCAAAACGUUAUGGCACCAAUUAUACUGGUGGUCCGAUAUAUGAGGAGGUAAAUCCAGUUGGGGGUGACAGCAAUGAUUGGGCUUAUGGCGUGAUGGAGAUACCCUACUCAUAUGCCUUUAAAAUGCGUCCUUCGCUUUCAGAAGGCUGGAUUGGAUUCCGAUUACCAGCCGAACAAAUAAUACCUGCUAGUGAGGAGGUAAUGGAUUCUAUGUUGGUUAUGGUCAAGGAAAUACGUACUUUGUCAAUGUUGUAAUAAAAUAUUUAAUGUGGAUGUUCUAAAUAAAACCAAAUAAAAAUUUUUUUUUCGCUCUUUAAAAAUCGCUA
Molecule: messenger RNA, 1388 nt
Organism: Anastrepha obliqua
Lineage: Eukaryota; Metazoa; Arthropoda; Insecta; Diptera; Tephritidae
Product: zinc carboxypeptidase A 1-like
Exons: 1
Coding region: 31-1317 (428 amino acids)
Biological process (GO): proteolysis
Molecular function (GO): metallocarboxypeptidase activity; zinc ion binding
Source: RefSeq, a predicted model, not a curated record